AUGAGAGAAGACGAGUUUCUAGCUAAACUUGCUGAUGCCGAAACGCCAUUGUAUCCAAGUUGUGCCAGCCAUAGCAAGCUAUCAGCAAUUGUAUCGUUGUUUAGGCUGAAGACUCAGAAUGGGUGGUCGGACAAGAGCUUCAACGAGCUGUUAGAGACACUGCCGAGUAUGUUGCCGGAGGAUAAUGUGCUUCACACCUCGUUGUAUGACGUGAAGAAGUUCCUCAAGUCUUUCCAUAUGGGGUACGAGAAGAUCCAUGCCUGUGUUAAUGAUUGUUGUCUUUUCAGAAAGGGGUUGAAGAAGUUAGACCCCAAGUGCAAGACAUCAAGAUGGAAGACUAACUUCCAAACCGGUGAACUUAAAAAAGGUGUCCCUCAGAAAGUUUUGAGGUACUUUCCCAUCAUUCCGAGGCUGAAGAGGAUGUUUAGGUCAGAGCAAACUGCUAAGGAGCUACGGUGGCAUUUUACUAACAAAAGUAAUGAUGCAAAGCUGCGUCAUCCCGUAGACUCCGUAACAUGGGACCAGAUGAAUUCCAAGUACCCGUUGUUUGCCGCAGAAUCAAGGAACAUUCGGCUAGGUCUAUCUACCGACGGUUUCAAUCCAUUCAGCAUGAAAAAUACAAGGUAUUCUUGUUGGCCUGUAUUGUUGGUGAAUUAUAAUAUGGCUCCAGACUUGUGUAUGAAGAAGGAGAAUAUUUUGCUUUCCUUGUUGAUUCCUGGACCGUAUCAACCUGGCAACAGUAUAGAUGUGUACUUGGAGCCACUGAUCGAUGACCUCCAACGAUUGUGGGACAUUGGAGAGCAAACGUAUGAUGCAUUCAGUAAAACCACAUUCACAAUGAAGGCAAUGCUAUUGUGGACUAUUAGUGACCUACCUGCAUAUGGAAAUCUGGCUGGCUGCAGAGUAAAAGGUAAGAUGGGAUGUCCAUUAUGUGGAAAGCAUACUGAUAGUUUAUGGUUACCUAAUAGCAGGAAGCAUGUUUACAUGUGUCAUAGAAAGGGAUUAUCACCCACGCAUAGUUACCGUGGGAAGAAGGCAUGGUUCGAUGGAAAAGUUGAAUAUGGAAGGAAGGGUAGGAUUCUAACGGGUCAUAACAUAUCUGUGUUGCUGAAGAAUUACAAAAACGAGUUUGGAAAUGUUAGACAAGCUGGAAAGAAAAGAAAAAGGGUUAUUCCUGCGGAGUCAUUAGCUGAUAGUGAAGACGAAGAAUCCGAAUCAGAGGAGGAAGAGGAAAUAGAUGAAGAAGAAUUAUCUAGAUGGAAGAAACGAUCUAUCUUUUUCAAUCUUCCUUACUGGGAGGAACUCCCGGUCAGACAUAACUUAGACGUUAUGCACGUAGAAAGAAAUGUUGCAGCGAGCAUCAUUUCCACCUUGCUGCAUUGUGGAAAUUCAAAAGACGGUCUUAAUGCUCGUAAAGAUCUACAAGUCCUUGGUAUUAGGAAAGAGUUGCAUCCUAAAGCCAGAGGCAAACGAACUUACUUACCUGCAGCACCGUGGACUUUGUCAAAGGAAGAGAAGAGACUAUUCUGCAAGCGUCUACAUGAGUUCAAAGGACCGGAUGGUUAUUGCUCCAAUAUAUCCAGACACAUGAAACUGUUGAAAGACUACGUCAGGAAUCCUGCAAGACCGGAAGGAUGUAUUGCUGAAUCAUAUCUAGCAGAGGAAUGUAUGCAGUUCUGCAGAGAUUUCUUGAGGAAGACCACAAGUGUCGAAGAUAGACAAGAACGAAAUACUGAAUACGAAAGCACUUCUAUACUCGAAGGGCGACCUAUUUCUGCUGGGAGGUCUAUCACACUUUCUGAAGUGGAAAAGAAAACAGCACACCUAGCUGUUAUUCAGAAUACUGCACUGAUACCACUUGACUCUACGGAACAUGAUGACACACUUAAGUGGAUUUCAUAUGGUCCACGUAAUAUGGCUAGAUCAUAUACUGGUUACGUUGUUAAUGGUCUGCGGUUUCACACUACAUCAGUUCAGAGACAAACGCAAAACAGUGGAGUAUAUUAUGAAGCAACUGCAAUGUGUCGAGCCAGUGCAAGAGACACUUCCCAAAUCGUGGAUUUGGUUUCUUAUUAUGGCAGAGUGGUGGACAUUAUCUUAUUAGACUACAACGUAUUCUACAUACCUCUAUUCCGAUGUCAAUGGGCGGUCAGAGGCAACGGUGUGAAGGUGGACGAAGGUUUUACGUUGGUCAACUUGAACCAAAGUCAAGUCUCUUUCGCAAGGGAUCCAUUCAUUCUGGCAUCUCAAGCUAAGCAAAUAUUCUAUUCCAGAGAGGACGAGUCUUCAAACUGGUAUGUGGUUAUGAGAGGCCCUUCAAGGAGAUACACUAAGGCAGACAGUGAUGAGGCAGAUGCUGGGCCAUUACCAUUGAGUGUUGACAUGAACGUAGAAGAUGUUGACGCUGAAGACCAACCUGCAAGGGUUGAUUGUGAAGGAAUAUACGUUUAG
This is a messenger RNA of Eutrema salsugineum, 2451 nucleotides long. RefSeq lists its product as uncharacterized. Bases 1 to 2451 code for a protein of 816 amino acids. The transcript is spliced from 4 exons. NCBI's taxonomy places the organism in Eukaryota, Viridiplantae, Streptophyta, Magnoliopsida, Brassicales, Brassicaceae. The record is from RefSeq and is a predicted model, not a curated record.